Messenger RNA from Ciona intestinalis (vase tunicate), 2332 nucleotides. RefSeq names its product vacuolar protein sorting-associated protein 45. Lineage: Eukaryota; Metazoa; Chordata; Ascidiacea; Phlebobranchia; Cionidae. The record is from RefSeq and is a predicted model, not a curated record. Gene Ontology annotation, biological process: vesicle-mediated transport.
GAGCUUAUGUUCAGAUCGUGUAAAUUCUCUACACUUACAUAGAAUAUGUGCUAGCAGCUAGUCUAUACAUUAUACUUUUAAUGGAAAAGCACUGAAUUUAUCAUUUUUAUACAGUUAAUAAUAAACCUAUUUGGAAAAUACCAAUCUAAAAUGGAUGUAGUUCUUGCUGUUAAGAUGUAUGUGUCGAAAAUGAUAUCAGAUAGUGGACCAGGAAUGAAGUCCCUGAUGAUGGACAAAGAAACCACUGGAGUUGUGAGCAUAGUGUAUGCAAAAUCAGAAAUACUUCAAAAAGAAGUCUAUCUUUUUGAAACCAUUGGAGCCACAAGCCGAGAUUCAAUGAAGCAUAUGAAGGUAAUAGUUUUUGUUCGACCAACAAAAGAAAAUGUCCAAUAUUUGUGUGAGGAGUUAAAGCACCCACGCUAUGGACAGUAUUAUCUGUAUUUCAGUCAUGCUCUGAGCAAAAGUGAUCUAAAAAUGCUUGCCGAAAGUGAUGAGCAUGAAAGUGUGUGCGAUAUCCGUGAAUUCUUUGCUGAUUUUUACCCAGUUGAUGUCCAUCAUUUUACCUUGAAUCUUCCAAAGUGUUCUCGACAUUUGACUUGGAAUCCCUCGGACCUAAAACGUUCAUGUCUUGGGUUAACAUCUGUGUUGUUAGCUUUGAAAAAAUGCCCCAUGAUUCGAUACCAAGCAAGUUCAAAUAUGUGCCAACAGCUUGCUGAUGCUGUGAAGUUACUGAUAUCAAGAGAGGCUUCUUUAUUUGAUUUCCGUCGCUCCGAUACGACACCAUUGCUUCUUAUUCUAGACCGACGUGAUGACGCUGUUACUCCACUUCUUAAUCAGUGGACAUAUCAAGCUAUGACUCAUGAGCUGUUAGGGAUCAAAAAUGGCCGUGUCGAUCUUUCCAAAGUUCCAAAUGUGAGCCAGGAUCUUCAUGAAGUAGUAAUGUCUCCGCUGCACGACCAGUUCUACCAUGAGAAUCUUUACAAAAACUUCGGCGAGAUAGGGACAAGUAUCAAACAGCUAAUGGAAGAAUUUCAAGCCAAAACUAAAAGUCAGCAGAAAGUGGAAUCUAUUGAAGACAUGAAGUCGUUUGUGGAAAAUUACCCUCAGUUCAAAAAGAUGUCCGGUACUGUAGCAAAGCAUGUCACAGUGGUAGGAGAACUGUCAAGGAUUGUGGCAAAAAAGAAUCUACUAGAGAUUUCUGAAUGUGAACAGGAUAUCUCUUCUCAGAAUGAUCAUUCAAAUGCUGUUCAGAGAGUGCGUUCAUUGCUUCAAUUGCCAGGCACCAGUGAUAUUGAUGCAUUGAGGCUUGUUGCGCUAUAUUCGCUCCGGUAUGAAACGCAUCCAAAUAAUGCUACCACAUCUUUAACAGACCAGCUUACGGCUCGUGACAGUCGGCGAGUUAUUUCAUCUCUUCUAAAAUAUGGAGGUUCGAGGACCAAUGCAAACGAUGUCCCAAACGCAAUUGCGAUGACGAAAAAAUUCUUUAAGGGUUUGAAAGGUGUGGAAAAUGUGUAUACACAACAUGUACCCAAAAUAAAAAGUCUACUUGAAGACCUUUUUAAAGGCCGAUUAAGAGAAUCAGAAUUCCCUUAUGCUGGUUCCUCUGUGAUGUCGGAAAGACCCAGUGAUGUCAUAGUGUUUAUUGUUGGCGGAACAACGUAUGAAGAAGUUGCCUGCGUCGACUCGCUGAAUGCUUUGAACACUGGGUGGCGUAUUGUGCUUGGUGGAACUACGAUACACAACUGCUCAAGUUUUUUAGACGAAGUUCUCAGUGCGACAUCUAUGUAACCGGAGAUGUAAUUGAAAAUAUACUCAUUAUAUGUAUUUUGAUUUUCCCUACAAACUGAUACUGUAAAAUAUGUAAAAUAAAAAUAAUAUCUUUUUAUUUUUUUUUGCUGCUUAUUCUAUUGGGUGAGGCAUUGUGUUGCAUGGUGUCCCUCAUCUGUAUAACAAAUUUGGAAAAAAAGGUUAAAAUUUUACUACUUUUAUUAAGAUGUAUGAAAAAUGUUGUAAUUUCUAAAAAAAUUCUAAAGAAACUAUCGGUCGGUUAAAAUUCAUUUCUUGACUAGUAGAUAGAAAAAAUAAUAAAUACAGCACUAUCCUAAUGGUUUUAAGAGACUUUUAUUUACUUCUUCAACAAAAAAACAUCAAAUUUUUGUUGUAUGUUGGUGCAAAUGUAUUGUUGAUUUAUAUAUUUUGCCUGAACUGUAACUAUGCGUAUUAUAUCUCAAUUUAAACUUCUAUAAAUAUGUGCACGAAGCUAGUUUCUCACUUAUUCAUAUUUAUUCUUAAAACUUAUAAAUAUUGUAAAUGUGCAAUAUCAUCUUGUCAG